AUGAAUACUUUUGCUUCGCAAAACAACGACGAGCUCUUCCUCAUCUUGGCCAUCUUCGGUUUCUGCGGUGUGAUCUCGCUUAUCGGCACUUUUGCCGCAAGCAUUUACAUCGAGAAACUCUCGGCUAAUGACGACAGUGAUGUUGAGGCUCAGAACGGCUGGGUAACUAGGUCGGAGCUGAGGCACCUGCAGCAUUGGGUCGCAAGCACUGUCGACAAGUCAAUGCAAAUGAACGCAGAUCAUAUGAAGCUACAGCGGGAGAAGAUGGAGGAAUACGUCCGAGAGCGGCUCGGUUACGGGACAUUUACUCCUCGUGGUGGAACUCCAAUUGGAACGCCAGUCUCUGCGUCGACAACGGAGGCAAGGGUAAAGAAGCAGCGACGGAAGGCUUGA
Messenger RNA from Didymosphaeria variabile, 393 nucleotides. RefSeq lists its product as uncharacterized. The transcript has 2 exons. The record is from RefSeq and is a predicted model, not a curated record. The coding region runs from base 1 to 393 and encodes 130 amino acids. NCBI's taxonomy places the organism in Eukaryota, Fungi, Ascomycota, Dothideomycetes, Pleosporales, Didymosphaeriaceae.